Molecule: messenger RNA, 685 nt
Organism: Zychaea mexicana
Lineage: Eukaryota; Fungi; Mucoromycota; Mucoromycetes; Mucorales; Lichtheimiaceae
Exons: 2
Coding region: 173-604 (143 amino acids)
Molecular function (GO): protein binding
Source: RefSeq, a predicted model, not a curated record
GCCGGAACCUCCGAUCCUUUUAAAGGCAUUGAAUAGCCACUGUUGGCCUAAAACGAGCUCCUUAUUUUCCAACCUAUAAAUAUCAUACAGUAGUACAUAACGCAGGCACAAAAAACUACACAUACGGCUUUUCCGUUUCUUUUUGGCAGCAUUGCAACAACAAAGGGACUUAAUGCUCCUGCCCAAUGCAUGGCAGAGUCAUCUAGCAUGGCUAUGUUUCUUAUUCCUCAUUAUUGCAACUCCCGGUCGAGCUCAGGACAGUAAUGUGCAACAAUGCAAUCCACCAGCCGAGUCCAUUCCCAACAACUAUUCUGACUUCUCCGCAAUCCUCAUUCAACAGCGAAUAUACUUGACGGGAGGCAAUAUGGAUGAAUCCACUAUAUGGACUCUGGAUUUAUCCCAGGGCUUGGACAUCCAAUGUCCGGCCUGGGACCCACAAGAGACAAGCUCAGAGGUUGCUACCGAACCGUAUGCUGACGGAAUAGCAUUUGCUGGCCUUGAAGGCCAAAUAUAUGUCCAAGCUGGUGAUGGAGGCACAGCGGAUAUGGACAACAUGGUAUUUUACAAUACUUCAUCCAAUACCUGGAGCAACGCCCGUACGUAAGCGUAAACACAAUGAAUGUGUUUGUUGUGAUAUCCAAAACAAGCAUCUGUUUUCCUCCUUCUCCGCACCCUCUCUGACAUG